AUGGCAUUCUGGUCCAGCACUUCGGUUUUCACCUCUAAAGUGCCCCGGAAGAUCCUAUUCAUGUUCACCCUCUCCCUCUCUGUCACCUACCUGUUCUACAGCCUGAUGAGCUGCUACAACUCUCUGCAGUUCCCUCUGCAGGAGAACUACGCGUACCAGGGGAGGCUGGUGACGGAGGAGACAACUUUUGUGACAUUGAGGGAGAAACUUUACUCCGCUUCCCAGGGCUUCACCACGGAGGGUUCCCCGGUGAAGGAGCAUGCUGAGGCCGAGCAGAGGACGGUGGAGUGGAUCAGGACUCAGGCGUCUCCCACCAAGUCCGCGGCGCAGUACCACACCAGCGCGCUGGAGAAGGAGCGCCAGGAUUUCAGCACCACGGACAGCGACCUCAGGGUGAACUGCACCAUGGAUUACGGAGAGAAGAAACUUCCCCAAGCCAUCAUCAUCGGGGUGAAGAAAGGGGGGACCAGAGCCCUGCUGGAGGCGCUCAGGGUGCACCCCGACGUCAGGGCUGUGGGCAACGAGCCACACUUCUUUGACAGGAACUACGAGAAGGGGCUGGACUGGUACCGAGACCUGAUGCCUUCGACGCUGGAAGGGCAGAUCACCAUGGAGAAGACGCCCAGCUACUUUGUGACUAACCAUGCCCCGAAGCGCAUCCACACCAUGGCCAGGGACAUCAAGCUUAUUAUAGUGGUGCGUAAUCCUGUCACCAGAGCCAUUUCAGACUACACACAGACUUUAUCCAAGAAACCCGAGAUCCCCACCUUUGAGGUUCUGGCUUUUAAGAACCGGACGCUGGGUCUCAUAGACGCCUCAUGGAGUGCGUUGCGUAUAGGAAUAUAUGCGCUCCACUUGGAGAGCUGGAUGCAGUAUUUCCCGCUCUCCCAAAUGCACUUUGUUAGCGGGGAGAGGCUAAUUGUGGAUCCCGCGGGCGAGAUGGCCAAAGUGCAGGACUUCUUGGGCCUCAAACGGAUCGUCACAGACAAACACUUUUACUUUAAUAAAACUAAAGGAUUUCCGUGCCUGAAGAAGCCGGAGGACAGCAGCACUCCCAGAUGCCUGGGCAAGUCUAAAGGGAGAACUCACCCGAAAAUCGACCCGGACGUGAUUCGGCGGCUGCACAAGUUCUACAAACCCUUUAACAUGAUGUUCUACCAAAUGACCGGCCAGAACUUUGAAUGGGAGCUGGAGGAGGACAGUGGAACUCGUAGCUCUCAGGACUAG
Anoplopoma fimbria (sablefish) is the source of this 1227-nucleotide messenger RNA. It is a transcript of the gene hs3st4, whose product is annotated as heparan sulfate (glucosamine) 3-O-sulfotransferase 4. NCBI's taxonomy places the organism in Eukaryota, Metazoa, Chordata, Actinopteri, Perciformes, Anoplopomatidae. Gene Ontology annotation, molecular function: [heparan sulfate]-glucosamine 3-sulfotransferase activity. The record is from RefSeq and is a predicted model, not a curated record. The coding region runs from base 1 to 1227 and encodes 408 amino acids. The transcript is spliced from 2 exons.